Cariama cristata (Red-legged seriema) is the source of this 552-nucleotide messenger RNA. RefSeq names its product histone-lysine N-methyltransferase SMYD3-like. The transcript has 5 exons. Gene Ontology annotation, cellular component: nucleus. The annotation marks the transcript as partial. The record is from RefSeq and is a predicted model, not a curated record. NCBI's taxonomy places the organism in Eukaryota, Metazoa, Chordata, Aves, Cariamiformes, Cariamidae.
AUGCCGUAUUCCAUCCCACCCACGGGAAUACUCGGGGUAAAGCUCGGGGAUCACAGGGGCCAGCUCUUUUUCCCUCAUGGCCGGCAUCCUGGUGGGACCCUGCUCGCUCUCCCACCUCCGACCCUGACCGUGCACCCCCAGUCUGGUUUCCCGCCAGCGGUGGAGUUGAGUUCUGGGAAGUCCGGAAAUGAACAUCUGCACAGAUGCUCUCAGUGCAAGAUUGCUAAAUACUGUGGUAAAUCAUGUCAGAAAGAAGCUUGGCUGGACCACAGGCAAGAAUGCAGGUGUCUUAAAAGCGUUGAGCCUAAUUUUCCACCGGACUCUGUCAGACUUGCUGGCAGGAUUGUUUUUAAACUGCUUAGACAAUCAGUGUGGCUUUCUGAGAGACUCUACUCUUUUUCCGAUCUUCAGUCAAAUACUGAACAGUUAUGUGAAGAAAUGAAAGAUGGCCUCAGGCACCUUGCGCAGACGUUGCAACUGUAUUUGAAAACAGAGAUCCAGGAUGCAUCUCACUUGCCACCUGCAAUUGACUUUUUUCAGAUCUUCGCAAAA